Messenger RNA from Aspergillus fumigatus Af293, 741 nucleotides. NCBI's taxonomy places the organism in Eukaryota, Fungi, Ascomycota, Eurotiomycetes, Eurotiales, Aspergillaceae. The record is from RefSeq and is a predicted model, not a curated record.
AUGGCGACCUUUUCACCCAUAUUGAGGCAGCUGGGCUGCUCGAGGACUUUUACGAAGGCAGAUGGAUUGCUGCGACCCCAGUUCAGCCGUUCCAUUAGCACCGCAUAUUCCCCGAAGCCAGAGCCUGCACCUCUCCCUUCCAAACUCCCCAAGUCAUUUCUUUCACAAAUACCUGCUCGGUUGCAACCCAAUGCUGGACGCAAGAAGCUCAAGAUCUACCCACCACCCCCGUCACCUCGAGCAAAAUGCAAAGACCCUAUCGCAGCAUUGACAGAGUCUCAACUAGCCGCUCUUGACCCCACAGGCGAGCGUAGGGCUCUGUUUGACUACCGCCGAAACCCCCGAAGCGUGAAAGUGGGCGACAUUCUGCGUGUGACAUUUAAGAACGGAGACCCAUUCUCGGGUGUGUGUCUUAGCAUCCGUUUGCGGGGCAUUGAUACUUCUUUCCUUCUCCGAAAUGAGCUCACGAGGGUUGGUGUGGAGAUGGCCGUGAAGGUCUUCAGUCCAAAUGUCGAGAGUGUGGAAAUUGUACAGAGGACGGAGAAGAGGAAGAGAAGAGCAAGACUGUACUACAUGAGAAUGUUCCUCCUGUGCAGUGAAGCUAAAAUUUUGCUCUCUCGAAUUCACAGGAAGCCCAAGCACGAUAUGGGAAGCGUCGAGAACAUUGUGUCGAACUACCUGCGGCAGAAGUCGGUCCUUACUGGUCAGCGUUCAGCCGGUGCACGGAGACAGAAACGGUGA